GUUACUCACCAAUUCUUAUUUAUGAAGAUGCUACAAAGAAAUUGAAAACAAUCAAGGAAUUGCCAGAACUAAAUAUACACAUUCCAGCCUUGAUUUUUAAUCUUGUAAAAUGUCUAUUAAAUGCCUUUAUGUUAUAUCAAAAAGAAAAAAUUAAAGAUAAUCCAAAUAUGGAUACUCGUCAAAUUUCAAAAAUUGCUAGGAAUGAAUAG
Messenger RNA from Racocetra persica, 209 nucleotides. NCBI's taxonomy places the organism in Eukaryota, Fungi, Glomeromycota, Glomeromycetes, Diversisporales, Gigasporaceae. The record is from the annotation of a GenBank genome assembly.